This is a messenger RNA of Triplophysa rosa, 2518 nucleotides long. It is a transcript of the gene pmela, whose product is annotated as premelanosome protein a. The coding region runs from base 81 to 2174 and encodes 697 amino acids. Lineage: Eukaryota; Metazoa; Chordata; Actinopteri; Cypriniformes; Nemacheilidae. Gene Ontology annotation, biological process: melanosome organization. The transcript is spliced from 12 exons. Gene Ontology annotation, cellular component: melanosome. The record is from RefSeq and is a predicted model, not a curated record.
ACAGUGCAGGAUACCUCAAGGGUCUCUAGAGUGAAGCUGGACAUUAGUCACGGUGACAAUCAUUACUGCAAAUAUUGAUCAUGAGGACGAUUGUGAUCGCUCUGCUUCUGACACUCUCAUUUACUCCUUCAGAAUCCAGAACUCGCUUCUCACGUUAUCGUUCAUGGAAUUCACACUUGUAUCCGGUCUGGAGAGAUGGAGAUCCAAGAUACAGAGAUUGUUGGACAGGUGGGGAAGUGACAUUUAAGGUGAGAAGCGAUUCUCCCACAUUGACAGGAGCGAAAACUACAUUCAACAUUGAUGUUCAGUUCCCUCAAAAUCAGACGGUACUCCCUGAUGGACAAGUGGUGUGGGCUAGAAACUGUACUAUUAAUGGAGCAGCAUAUACUGUGGGUCAGGAUGUAUACCCUGAGCCCAACGUCCCUCAAGAAUGGACGGGUGUCUUUCCUGAUGGAACACCCUUCACAAAGAUUUCUAACCAAAAGCCCAGAUUCAUUUACGUGUGGAAGACAUGGGGUAAAUAUUGGCAGGUAGCUGAUGGUCCUUCCUCUCUACUGACCAUUGACACAAACAGAGAGCCUGUUGGCUCUUAUACUAUGGAGUUAGUCAUUUAUCAUUGUCGGGGAAAAGACAAGUUCAUUCCUCUUGGUUAUGCAUCUGUCCAGUUCUCCAUUACUGAUCAGAUACCAUUUGCAGUGACAUUGUCCCAGGUUGGUGAUAUCACACAAGGUGACCAAAGCUUUAUCCAGAAUACGGCUUUGUCAUUUAGCAUCAACGUGCAUGACCCCAGCCAUUACCUCAGUGGGUCAGACAUCACCUUCAACUGGGACUUCGGGGACAGUAGCGGUACUCUCAUAUCCCAGGAUGCUAUAGUCGCCCACACAUACCUUACAUCUGGAUCCUUCAGGCCACAGGUGCUUCUUAUGGCAGCCAUCUUAUCUAACUGUUCACCCAACCCAACCUCAGCAGCCAUCACUGUUACACCUGCUCCAGACACAGGGGUUCCGCCAGCCUCGUCCAUUUUGCCGUAUGAAGCUGAGGCUGUGUCUGUUGAAUCUGUCGUCAUGGCAGAACAAGCAGCUGAUGUAGCCACUGUAGCUGCUAAUGAGCUGGCAGUGGCACCUGGCACAGAAGCAGAAGUGAAUGCUGUUGGUGCUCAGGAGGAGGUGCCAACAGUUGCUGUAGUCGUAGCUGAAGCUGCUGCUACGAUCAUCACAGCUGAACCUGUGACAGAAUUCAGUGUUUCUGAGGCUUCCACCUCAGUUCCAGCUGCCGAGGGAGAUGAGGUUAUAAUCAAUCUGAGUGCCACUCUUCUCCCAGAAUCCCCUGCUGCUGCUGCUGCUAAUGCCGCUGUGAUGGAAACAGUGACACCUGUGAAUGUUUUCAGCACUGAUGCUGUAGCGUCAGUAAUUCCUGCUGCAGAGGACACAGAGAUAGUCAACGAAGCUACAGCUGAAACCAAUGAAGCAACUGAAGCCCCUGCCAGUAGUGUAUCUGAAGCCACUGUAAGUGAGACAGCAGAAGAUCAGGAGACAGUCACUGAUGCCACACAGGCCACGCUAGUCAUUGCAAAGCGUCAAGCACCAGAAAUGCCAGCAGACACAUGUUUGAUUUAUCGCUACGGCUCCUUCUCCACAACUAUUGAUGUUGUCCAGGGAAUAGAGAGCGUUGAGAUUGUGGAGGUGAAUAAUUUGGUCACCACCGAGUUGGAGCAGAAUGCUGUGGAUCUCACAGUCAGAUGUCAAGGAAGUCUACCUAAUCAAUUGUGCACUGUGGUGUCUGACGCCGACUGCAUCAGCCCUGUACAGACUCUGUGUAGUGCUGUGACUCCAACACCUGAGUGUCAGAUGGUGUUACGGCAGUUUUUUAAUGACUCUGGCACCUUCUGUAUUAAUGUAUCUCUGACCAAUGAUGUCAGCUUGGCUGUAACUAGUGCAAAGGUCAGCGUAACUGUAGACACAACCUCAUCAAGGCGGACUGCUGGAGCGGCACUGGGGCUUCUGCUUUUUAUUUGUGCUGUGGGGGCCAUUGCUUUCACAUACAAGCGGUUAGUGAGAGCAGAUUACAGGAACAGCAACAGCAACAAGAGCUCAGUGUCUUUAAUGCUGUGGAAUCUUGUGAGCAGACCGUCCGCCGGAGAGAACCGUCCACUGCUUCAUGGACGAGUGGUGUAAGAAUAAAAUAUGAGACCAUGACAAAACUCUCACAUACUGUAUAACAUUCUUCAUAUUAUUUAAAAGGAGUAUUAUUUGUGAAACAUUUAUUUUUGUCUUGGACUUAGAAACCACCCCUAGUGUAUAUGUUGUGUAUUUUUGUUGUCAUAUAAACAGUGGCUGCUUUCAUGAGUUGUAGUAUUCUGCAUAUAACUGUUUAAUAAUACUGAAUUGUAUUACAAUUUUACUGUAUGGCUUUGUGGGUUUGCAUGAUGGAAGUGUCUAAGCAACACAUUUUACCAAAAUGAAAAUUAAUAAAAUCCAAACUCCUUCUAUUUACUUAAUGCACGUCCCUGAUCUUAUUU